Molecule: messenger RNA, 3639 nt
Organism: Aaosphaeria arxii CBS 175.79
Lineage: Eukaryota; Fungi; Ascomycota; Dothideomycetes; Pleosporales
Product: DNA replication factor C, large subunit
Exons: 4
Coding region: 127-3462 (1111 amino acids)
Biological process (GO): DNA replication; DNA repair
Cellular component (GO): nucleus; DNA replication factor C complex
Molecular function (GO): ATP binding; DNA clamp loader activity; DNA binding
Source: RefSeq, a predicted model, not a curated record
CCCCUCAGUACUUGUCCGUCUUGCUGCCUCGACCCUUUUUACACGACAACCGCACUGGAUCUGACUACGACUACGAGAACAUUCCAAUUGUUAUAUUGUAUGGUUCAGUGUUGAUUUGUGUACAACAUGCCGGCGGACAUCAGGAGUUUCUUCGGCGGAGGUGCUGCAGCGAUUAAAGCUUCGCAGAGUAAAGCUUUACAGGAAAGCCAGGAAAAAGAUGAGAAGACACCAGCAAAGAAGCAAGCACCUAAGAGGGCUGGCCGAGCAAGCAGAGUGGUUAUGGACAGUGAGUCAGAAGAAGAAGUCAAACCUAAGAAAGCAACUCCCAAGAAGCCUCCACCGAAAAAAGCCAAACGCGAACCUACUCCCGAACCCGUACUCGAAGAAACCACCACAUCCGAAUUCUUCGGCAGCAAGAAAAAGCCCAAGCGCUCCGAGCCCGUGAAGACAAGACCAGUCGAUUCUACACCAAAGGCUACACCAAAAUCUACCCCGAAGAAGGCCACACCAGCGAAGGCAAACGGGAUGAGUACCAAAGUAGCUACACCUGCCACGAACGGUAGGAGCUCCACACGAGGAAGGAAGCCUGUCACAUAUGCGGAAAGAGACGACGAUGAAGAUUUCCCCGAUGAUGAUCUUGACGGAGCUGAUGAUAUUUUUGGUGACAACUUCAAGCGCAACGGCAAGAAAGACGAUUACGCAGAGAGCGAUCAAAGUGAUGAUGACAUGCCCAUUGCCUUGCCACACCGCGGAACGCCUGCAAAACCUACCAAACGUCAAAAGAAAGCUCGAGAUGACGAUGACUUCGACCCGGAAGAGGAGGAUGUGGAUAUGAAGGAUGUAGACCAAGAAGAUGACCUGGCAGAGCUAGAAGAAGAGCCAGUCACCAAGGGCAGAUCGAAGACUGCUGGUCGAAAGCGCAAGACGCCGGAGCUCGACGACGACGAUGAUGAAGAGGAUGAAGAAGACGUGCCAAAGAAAGGCCGAGCAAAGAAGCCAGCCGCUGCGAAAAAGUCGCCGGUAAAGAAAAAGGCAAAGAAGGACGAUGCACCAGAAGAUACUAAAGUGCAAGAUAUCUACGACAGCAUCGACUUAGUCAGGCCCCCAACUCCUCCACCAAAAGAUCCAGAUGGUGCAAAGUUCAAUUGGAGAGCAAAUGCAGGACGUGCCAAUGCAGGCCCAAGUGGGGGAUCUACUGAUGACAUGCCUUCUGGUAAUCCAACAUGUCUUGCAGGCUUGUCCUUCUUGUUCACUGGGAUCCUAGAGAAAUGGGGGCGUCCCGAAGCUCAAGAACUCGUCAAGCGGCACGGGGGCAAGGUCGUCAGUGCCCCAAGUAAGAAAACUAGCUUUGUUGUCCUAGGCUCAGACGCCGGACCCAGUAAACUCAGAAGGAUCCAGGAAUUUAGUCUCAAGACCAUCAAUGAAGAUGGCCUCUCACAGCUCAUCACACGACUAUCAGCUAGUGGGCACGCAGGCGACUCGAAAGCACAAGCUGCACAUAAAGAGAAGGAGAAGAAGGAACAAGAGAAGAUCGAAAAGGCCGCUGCAGAGAUGGAGGCAGAGGAGAAGCGUCGCCUGAAGGCAGAAAAGGCCGCACAAGCUGCAGCGAGCAGCAAAGGCGCAACGGGUGCUGCGUCAUCAGCAGCUAAGAAGACAUCUGAUCCUUUAGUCGAAGACCGCUUAUGGACUACCAAAUAUGCUCCGACCAGCCUUGCUCAAAUCUGCGGUAAUAAAACCACAGUCGAAAAGCUCCAGCGCUGGCUACAAAGAUUCCCUAAAAGCCAAAAAACCGGUUUCAAGCUUGCUGGUCCUGAUGGCAGUGGAGUCUUCAGAGCUGUGAUGCUGCAUGGGCCUCCAGGUAUCGGAAAGACUACAGCAGCACAUCUUGUUGCUAAGAUGGAAGGUUACGAUAUCGUUGAAAGCAACGCCAGUGAUACCCGUAGCAAGAAGUUGGUGGAAGAGGGUCUACGAGGCGUACUAAGCACAACAUCCUUGCAUGGGUACUUUUCUGGCGAUGGCAAGCAAGUCGAGAAGUCGAAGAAGAAACUCGUCUUGAUCAUGGACGAGGUCGACGGCAUGUCUGCAGGAGACAGAGGCGGUGUGGGAGCUCUCGCAGCAGUUUGCAAGAAGUCGGACGUGCCAAUGAUACUGAUCUGUAACGAAAGAAGACAGCCAAAGAUGAAACCCUUCGACUUCGUAACGUUCGAUCUACCCUUCCGACGACCUACCGUGGAUCAAAUCCGGUCUCGCAUCAUGACGAUAGCCUUCCGCGAGGGACUGAAGAUGCCGGCACCUGUCGUCAAUGCGCUCAUCGAGGGCAGCCGUGCCGACAUACGACAAGUUGUCAAUAUGAUAUCAACCGCGAAGAUGGAUCAAGAAAUUAUGGACUUCGAUAAGGGGAAGCAGAUGUCAAAGUCAUGGGAGAAACAUGUGAUCUUGAAGCCCUGGGAUAUUACAUCAAAGAUCCUGGGUGGAGGCAUGUUUGCUGCGAGCAGCAAAGCUACUCUGAAUGAGAAGAUUGAGCUCUAUUUCAACGACCACGAGUUCAGCCCUCUCAUGUUACAAGAGAACUACCUCGGGACCAACCCUAUUCGUGCUUCAAGCUACGCCGGUAAGGAGCACAAUUUGAAGCUCCUGGAACUCACAUCCGAGGCUGCAGACAGCAUUAGUGACGGCGAUCUCGUGGAUCGAAUGAUCCAUGGCUCACAACAACACUGGAGCCUCAUGCCCACACAUGCUGUUUUCAGCUUCGUGAGGCCUGCCAGCUUCGUUUCAGGUAGCAUGGCUGGUCAUCAGACUCGAUUCACGUCUUGGCUCGGCAAGAAUAGCAAUCAGCAAAAGUUGACACGCAUGGUAAAAGAAAUCCAGUCUCACAUGCGAUUGCGAUCCUCCGGCGAUAGACACGAAGUUCGUCAACAAUAUGUUCCAAUUUUUUGGGCACAGCUUGUCAAGAAAUUAGAGGAGGAGGGCAAAGAAGCUGUUCCAGAAAUCAUAGACCUCCUGGACAGCUACUUCUUGACGAAGGAAGACUUUGAUGCCAUUAUGGAACUAGGUGUUGGGCCAAUGGACCAGGACAAGGUCAAAAUAGACACGCAAGCCAAAGCGACCUUCACGAGGCUAUAUAAUAAGCAAACGCACCCUCUUCCCUUCAUGAAAGCUAGCAACGUGUUUGCACCAAAGAGCUCAACAAAGGUGAAGCCCGAUUUGGAAGAAGCCAUUGAUGAAUCGGACGAUGGUGAAGUUAUAGAAGAAGGGAAGGACGACGAUGAAGAAACGGACUUGUCCAAGGACAAGUAUGUGAAACAGCCCAAAAAGAAGUCUGCUGCAAAGAAGGCGCAGCCACAGAAGCCUCGAGGCAAAAAGCGGGCUGCUUCUGAUGAGGACGACGAGAGUGCGGAAGAUGUCAAGCCCAAGGGUCGUGGAAAGGCCAAAGCUGCAGCCAGCAAGGGACGCAAGAAGUGAGCACGGAGUGCUAUCUGUGCCGGGUAAUUGGAUGAGCUAGAUUCCUAUUAGCAUUUGCAUGUUUUUACUAGACUUCACUGAUGGUUUAUCCAGCAUUUCAAUGGGAAUUGCAAAGGGUACGCUCUUUUGGGAAUAUUCACAUCUCAUGGCUGCUUAUGCGUAGUAGCCUCAAUAAAC